GGCCGACUUAAUCUGGCUCCCCGCGGGGGAAUUGUGCUGAGCGAGCGGAGCGGCAGGAUAAUGAGCGAACGGAGACGCACUCUGAUUAAGCAGCUCGUCAAGUCUGGAAAUGUGGUUUUGGUUGCUUUGCUGGUCUACAAUUUGUGGCGCCACAAAUGGACCAAAGUGAACUUCAAUCAGCAACGAUUUUGAUUGAUUUUAGCCCGUUCUGU
Drosophila bipectinata is the source of this 212-nucleotide messenger RNA. RefSeq lists its product as uncharacterized. The record is from RefSeq and is a predicted model, not a curated record. NCBI's taxonomy places the organism in Eukaryota, Metazoa, Arthropoda, Insecta, Diptera, Drosophilidae.